Molecule: messenger RNA, 468 nt
Organism: Gongylonema pulchrum
Lineage: Eukaryota; Metazoa; Nematoda; Chromadorea; Rhabditida; Gongylonematidae
Source: the annotation of a GenBank genome assembly
AUGACGAUGGAUGUGUUGGUCGGCCUGUGGAUUUGUUCCGUCUCGGUGCUUGCUGUGGUCAGUUCGCAGCAGAACAAGAGCAAUAAAAAGGAUAUCCGGGAUUACACGGAGCGUGACUUCGAACGGCUUUAUGAGCAGUGGGAGGAAAAUGAUGCAGAUGAACUGGAGGAAGACGAAUUACCGCCACACAAGCAGAAAGCAAAAGCGCCGAACCUCGAUAAUAUCAUGAAACAGGCCAAAUCACCGGAAGAGUUGAUGAUGAUGUCAAAGAAGGGCCAGUCUGUGAUGAUGUUUGUUGGCAUUGGGGAUGUCGAUGGCAAACGCGCCGAAAAACAUUACACGGAGAGAUGGAUAAACAUUUGGCAAAGCAGUUUGUACAACAAUCACAUUAAUGUGCAGGUUUGGCUUAACAAAACUAACCAUACAUUUCCUGGACUGCCUUUGGAACCCCUGUUGCUACUGAGAUAA